CGCCCCGUCCCCCGCGCUCUCCCGCCCGCCGCCACGGGAGCCAAUGUGUCAUCCACAUUCCAGCAGGCGCGUCAGCGGCGGAACCUGCCGGGCAGGUCGGACGUCCUAUAAGAGGCACAGGCUCCGGCGCGCCGGGCACACACACCUGGGAUCGCGCCGCUCCGAGACCCGGCCCGCGACCUCCGCGCUCUCCUCCUCGGUCCCUCCCUCGCUGGGUCUCCCGGCCUCCCCGCAGAGCAUGGCCCGGCCUCGGCCCGCGCUGGCGCUGCUCCUGCUGGCGGCGGCCGGCUGGGCGGCGGCCCAGAACUGCACCUGCCCCACCAACAGGUGGACGCUGUGCAGCCCGGCGGGCGCCGGGGGCGGCUGCCAGUGCAAGCUGAUGGGCUCGGGCCGCGUGGUGGACUGCGGCACCCUGACGUCCAAGUGCCUGCUCAUGCAGGCGCGCAUGAGCCCCCACAAGGCCCGCAAGCUGAUCCGGCCCCCCGAGCACGCCGUGCUGGACAACGACGGCCUCUACAACCCGGACUGCGACAGCGGGGGCCGCUUCAAGGCCCGCCAGUGCAACCAGAGCGACGUGUGCUGGUGCGUGAACUCGGUGGGCGUGCGGCGGACCGACAAGGGAGACCAGACGCUCAGGUGCGACGAGCUGGUGCGCACCAGCUACAUCCUCAUCAACCUGCGGCACGGCGAGCGGGCCCGCGCCUUCAACCUCUCGGAACUCGGCGGGGCCCUGCGGCGCCUCUUCCGCGAGCGCUACCAGCUGAGCCCCAGGUACGUCACGGCCGUGGAGUACGAGAGCCCCACCAUCCAGAUCGAGCUGCAGCAGAACGCCUCCCAGAAGGCGCACGGCGAAGUGGACAUCGCCGACGUGGCCUAUUACUUCGAGAGGGACGUCAAGGGCGAGUCCGUGUUCCACAACUCGCACUUCGUCCUCGAGGUCGCAGGGGAGCCCCUGCGGGUGGAGGACACGAUGAUCUACUACGUGGACGAGAAGCCCCCCGAGUUCUCCAUGAAGAGGAUGACGGCCGGCCUGAUCGCCGUCAUCGUGGUGGUGGCCCUGGCCGUCGUGGCCGGCAUCGUGGUCCUGGUCAUUAGCAACAAGAGGAAGUCGGGGAAGUACGAGAAAGUGGAAAUCAAGGAGAUGGGCGAGAUGAACAAGCGGCCCAACUUGUAAGGAAGAGACUCGCUGGCGAGGAUGCUGGGGGGAGGACGGGGAGGGGACGAGAGGUGGAAGCCUUCGGUGAAAGAGCUUCCCUCUGGGACCGAAGCUGGGGGCGGGGAUACUCGGCUUUCCAGCUCCCCGGAUGGCCCGAGACUUUGCCUACUACCCCCCUUCCCCAGAAAAAAAAAAAAAAAAAAAAAAAAAGAA
Sarcophilus harrisii (Tasmanian devil) is the source of this 1369-nucleotide messenger RNA. RefSeq names its product tumor associated calcium signal transducer 2 (gene TACSTD2). The coding region runs from base 44 to 1174 and encodes 376 amino acids. Gene Ontology annotation, cellular component: membrane; nucleus. Lineage: Eukaryota; Metazoa; Chordata; Mammalia; Dasyuromorphia; Dasyuridae. The transcript has a single exon. The record is from RefSeq and is a predicted model, not a curated record. Gene Ontology annotation, biological process: positive regulation of stem cell differentiation.